Messenger RNA from Budorcas taxicolor (takin), 1080 nucleotides. RefSeq names its product sperm acrosome associated 6 (gene SPACA6). NCBI's taxonomy places the organism in Eukaryota, Metazoa, Chordata, Mammalia, Artiodactyla, Bovidae. Gene Ontology annotation, biological process: fusion of sperm to egg plasma membrane involved in single fertilization. The record is from RefSeq and is a predicted model, not a curated record. Bases 1 to 1080 code for a protein of 359 amino acids. The transcript is spliced from 12 exons.
AUGGAGCUGGAGCGGGAGACGGCGGGAGCGAGACCGCUGGAGCCCUGGACCGAGGCGGAGGUUCUCAGCCUACGGCUGGCUGGGGCUCAGCCUUACCACCUGCGAAAUGGGGGUGCCGAUGGCACCUCGUGCUCAGCCGGAGAGAUGACACAGGCCUGGGGCGGCAUCCGCGGAUCCUGGGCCUGUCUCCUCUGCUUCACGUCUUACGAGGAGCGUCUCCAGAUUUGCCAGAUCUUCGCCGGCCUGGACAGCCCCGACCUCGGGAAGUGUGAGGAGGCCUUCGCAGACGCCUUUAAGGGGCUGCUGGACACUGAGAUCAACUACGAGGAGAGGGGCCAGCUGCACGAUGCCUUCACCCAGAUGACCCACUCCCUCCAGGAGAUGGCCGCUGCCCAGGGGUCCUUUCGGGUUGCCUUUCUUCAUGCCGCGGAGAAAAUGCAGAAGAUUAUAUUGCAGCUUAAGGAAGUGCAGGCCUGCAUUCCUCCCUGCGGACUCCAGGAGGUCACCCGGCGUUUUCGCUGCCGCGGAUGCUACUCCAAGGUCUGCGACCUCCCGCUUGACUGCCCAGUUCAGGACCUGACGGUGACUCGGGGUCGUCAGGCCAUGUUCUCUUGCACUGUGAACUUCCAGCUGCCUAAGGAAGAGAUCACCUAUUCCUGGAAGUUCGCAGGAGGUGGACUCCGGACUCAAGAUCCAACCUACUUCCGAGAUAUUCCGCGGGCCCAAGGUUACCUGGCGCGGAUCCGGCCGGUGCAGCCCACGCACCGCGGGACCUUCUCUUGCGUGAUCACGCACGACCAGCGCCCCCUGGCGCGGCUCUACUUCUUUCUUAACGUGACGGGCCCGCCGCCGCGCGCGGAGACCGAGCUCCAGGGCUCUUUUCGGGAAGUGUUACGCUGGGUGCCGCGGGAGGCGGAGAUGGUCGAACCCUGGAGGCCCAGCCUGGGCGAGCUGCUGGCCAGGCCCGAGGCUCUGACGCCGGGCAAUCAGUGCCUGCUCGUGGCCCUUGUGGCCUUAGCAUCAGCCAGUGUGACCGUGCUGGUGUGGAUGUUUUUUCGAUGGUACUGCAGCGGCAACUAA